UGUAACCUCGGGAGUUGAGCCACGAGCUGUUGUGCACCCAGAGGUGGAAUUAGGGCCCGGCAUUCCCUCCUCGUCCCGGGCCGGGCCUUGCCCCCACCCUGCAACUCCUGGUUGAGAUGGGCUCAGCCAAGAGCGUCCCAGUCACCCCAGCGCGACCUCCGCCGCACAACAAGCAUCUGGCUCGAGUGACGGACCCCCGUUCACCUAGUGCUGGCAUCCUGCGCACUCCCAUCCAGGUGGAGAGCUCUCCACAGCCAGGCCUAGCAGCAGGGGAGCAACUGGAGGAUCUUAAACCUGCCCAGGACUCAGAUCCCCGUUCUCCUACUCUUGGUAUUGCACGGACACCUAUGAAGACCAGCACUGGAGACCCUCCAAGCCCACUGGUGAAAGAGCUGAGUGAAGUAUAUGAAACUGAAGACUCUAAAUCGAAUCCUCCCCCAGAGCCUGUUCUGUCCCCGGAGGCAUCUUUAUCUUCUGAAUUGGACCUGCCUCUGGGUACCCAGUUAUCUGUUGAGGAACAGAUGCCACCUUGGAACCAGACUGAGUUCUCCUCCAAACAGGUGUUUUCCAAGGAGGAAGCAAGACAGCCCACAGAAACCCCUGUGGCCAACCAGAGCUCGGACAAGCCCUCAAGGGACCCUGAGACUCCCAGAUCUUCAGGUACAGAAUCUAAAGGCAAGAUGUAGGGAAGAUAAGCCAGGAUAAUGUCCGUGGGUGAG
Molecule: messenger RNA, 719 nt
Organism: Saimiri boliviensis boliviensis (Bolivian squirrel monkey)
Lineage: Eukaryota; Metazoa; Chordata; Mammalia; Primates; Cebidae
Source: RefSeq, a predicted model, not a curated record